Messenger RNA from Pseudopipra pipra, 4474 nucleotides. It is a transcript of the gene FAR1, whose product is annotated as fatty acyl-CoA reductase 1. The transcript has 12 exons. NCBI's taxonomy places the organism in Eukaryota, Metazoa, Chordata, Aves, Passeriformes, Pipridae. Bases 113 to 1660 code for a protein of 515 amino acids. The record is from RefSeq and is a predicted model, not a curated record. Gene Ontology annotation, biological process: long-chain fatty-acyl-CoA metabolic process. Gene Ontology annotation, cellular component: peroxisome. Gene Ontology annotation, molecular function: alcohol-forming very long-chain fatty acyl-CoA reductase (NADP+) activity.
GCGGCCCAGCGGGAGCGGCGGGGGCGCCGCGCGGGCACAGCCGGGCAGGGCCAGGCCGGGCAGGGCAGGGCAGGGGGCGCGGCGGCACCGCCACCGCCCGCAGCAGGUCAUAAUGGUUUCCAUUCCUGAAUUCUAUGAAGGAAAGAAUGUCCUCCUGACAGGAGCUACAGGCUUCAUGGGAAAAGUGCUUCUGGAAAAGCUACUGAGAUCCUGUCCUAAAGUGAAAGCAGUGUAUGUGCUGGUAAGAAACAAAGCAGGGCAGACACCUGAAGCACGAAUAGAAGAAAUUACCAGCUGUAAGCUCUUUGACAGGUUGAGAGAGGAGCAACCAGACUUCAAAGCAAAAAUAAUAGUAGUUAUGAGUGAACUUACGCAGCCUGACCUGGAUCUUAGUGAACCAAUCAAGGAAAAACUUAUAGAGUGCAUUAAUAUUGUAUUUCAUUGUGCUGCUACAAUCAGAUUCAAUGAAACACUAAGAGAUGCUGUUCAGCUAAAUGUGAUUGCCACACAACAGCUCCUCUUCCUGGCACAGCGAAUGAAGAAUCUGGAAGUGUUUGUGCACAUUUCGACUGCUUACGCGUAUUGCAAUCGGCAAGUGAUCGAGGAAGUCGUUUACCCGCCUCCUGUUGAUCCCAAGAAACUCAUAGAUUCUCUUGAGUGGAUGGAUGACGACAUAGUGAGUGAUAUUACUCCUAAACUGUUGGGCAACAGACCCAAUACUUACAUCUAUACAAAAGCCUUAGCUGAAUCUGUAGUGCAGCAAGAAGCAUCAAAGUUAAACAUUGCCAUUGUGAGGCCGUCCAUCGUUGGUGCGAGCUGGAAGGAGCCUUUUCCUGGCUGGAUUGAUAACUUCAAUGGACCCAGUGGUAUCUUCAUUGCUGCAGGAAAAGGAAUUCUUCGAACAAUGAGAGCUACCAACGAUGCAGUAGCAGAUCUUAUUCCAGUAGAUGUUGUUAUCAAUGCUACACUGGCUGCAGCCUGGUAUUCUGGAGUUCACAGACCAAGAAAACUCAUGGUGUAUAAUUGUACAACAGGUGGCACCAACGCUUUCCACUGGAGUGAAGUUGAAUACCAUGUAAUUUCUACUUUCAAGAGGAAUCCUCUCGAACAGGCCUUCAGACGGCCCAAUGUAAAUCUAACUUCCAAUCACCUUUUAUAUCAUUACUGGAUUGCUGUAAGCCAUAAGGCCCCAGCAUUCCUGUAUGAUACCUACCUCAGGAUUACUGGAAGAAGCCCAAGGAUGAUGAAAACAAUAACACGUCUUCAUAAGGCCAUGAUGUUGUUAGAAUACUUUACAAGCCAUUCUUGGACCUGGAAUAAUGAAAAUAUGACUAUGCUGAUGAACCAGCUAAACCCUGAUGACAAAAAGACGUUUAAUUUUGAUGUUCGACAACUACACUGGGCAGAGUACAUGGAAAAUUACUGCAUGGGAACAAAGAAAUAUGUGCUGAAUGAAGAAAUGUCAGGCAUCCCUGCAGCUAGGAAACACUUGAAUAAGUUAAGGAACAUCCGCUAUGGCUUCAACACAAUCCUGGUGAUCCUGAUCUGGCGCAUCUUCAUCGCGAGGUCGCAGAUGGCGAGAAACAUCUGGUACUUCGUGGUUAGUCUGUGUUACAAGUUCCUCUCCUACUUCAGAGCCUCCAGUACCAUGAGAUACUGAAAAAGAGAAAUUUAGCAUUAGGACAUCUAUGCAUAUGGUGGUCUAACUGCACAAAACCUGUAACAUGUAGUCAUCUCACAUUUUGUAAAAGCAUAAUUUCAUCUUUUAAUUGGAGUGCGAAAUAAACGGUAUGGUAUCUGUGAUGUUAGUUGUGUACCUUCCUGGAAACAGAGGAAAUAAAAUGGUCAAGUGCCAGGUUGAAUUGGCAUGAGACAAGCAUUUGGGUAACUUUAACUCUUUGACCUGGGGAAAACAUAUUAGACCACUGACCAACAUAACUGUGCAAUUUGGAACGUGUUUGAUUGAAAUCUGCCUUAACAUGAUUUUUUUUUUUUCUUUUAAGUUUUACUCCACAUUGAGCAAGAUAAAUAUUGACUUAGUAGAUACUAGCUGCUGUAGACCUAUUUAUUUGAAAUUCUUCUAAAUUACAGAGGGUUUUGCAAGUUGAAAAAGUGUAUAAAUGAUGGUGGAUCUCCUGAAAUAAAAAUUGAGGACUUUUGUAAUUUGUCUUUACAUUUUGCCACUUCUUCCCUUCUCCUCAAAGUAGGGAUGCAACAAUGGUGCCUCCUUUGCUUUAAAAGAAAAAAGAAAUUAAAAAGUGAACCAACCUUCUUUAUUUACUGAAGGGCCUUUUGUACAAUCCGGGCCUCAGAAUGCACUUGGUGAUUCAGUUCUAUGCUUGAAACUGGCUGUGUCCAACUUGCAUUUAUGUUGGCAUGAACAGUUUGCUUCUCUGAAAGCAGAAUUGAUUCUAUCAUUGAGCAGAUAAAAGGAAAUGUAACCCUGAGGGGGGCAAAUAAAGUCAUUGACUGUCCUCUUUUUAAUGAUUUUUUUAUUGGGAACACAGAGCCAGCACUUGAUUGUUACACUUCUGACUUCAAAGGGUAAAUAUAAUGGAAAGCAAUUUAUUAUGCUUAGUUGCUAUUUAUAUUACUGGUAAUAGUAGCUGGAAAACUAUAGACUUUCAUUAAGAGAUAUACCUGUUUUUAAGUCGUAAGCAAUGUUAGCAAAUACUUUAUGAAUUAACAAUUUUUUUAAAUCUUUGAGCUAUGAAAUUUGAUGCAUGGACAACACCAAUGCUCAAGCACACUUUCCAUCCCUGCCCUAGUGAACCUCAUCAUACUGGGCAAGCAGAGUAAGAUGCACCUUGCUUCAAAAUGAUUAGAUGUUAACAGUUCUUCCAUCCACCUUUUAACUUAAAUUAUCAGGUUUAAAUCUGAAGAAAUCUGGGGGUUUUUUUUCUGCAUGUUACUUUGUUUCAGUAGGGAAAACAUCUGUAAAAAUGGCAAGUUGUAAGAAAAGAUUGAAUCCUUGUUUCUUUAAUCCAAGGCAAUACAUGAAGUUCCCUUUAAAUUUUGGUUGCACAGCAUUUGGUUUGAGAACACUGUAGUGUUCCUCUAAUUGAUGCACUGACCAGCACCCUUGCCCAGUAUUUGUUCAUUAAAAUCACUUUAUACUGAUGAAUUUGUUCUUGAAUCUGCCUGGAAAGGCAAAUAAUGACUUAAUUACACAAGAACUACAUUAUGCUUGCCCUUGGUAGCUUUUUGUCCUAUUUGAAUUAAAUAUAUAAAGAACUUAUUUUGCUAUUUUUCUGAAAACUCUUACUUUAAAGAGAACACCUUUCCUGCAGGUGUAUAUCUCAUUUUGAAAAGAUAAUGGCUUCCUUGUUGAAGCUAAAUAUUCUGUAGUAAGUAGUUAAGCUGUAAUUCCUUUUUAAAAUGACCUGUGUAUAUAUAAAGCUAGUGGUGAAAAGCCUAAAUGGUCUAGGACCACACCUUGUGUGAGAGACCUCUGAUUGUGGCUGAAAAUAAAGUAAGGCUUCUGUGCUUGAAGAUGUUACACUUUAACAAAUACAUUAGGUGUAUUACAGUUUUAGUUGCCUCCCCAAGUAUCUUACUAGCCCUGGAAGUAUGCUUAAGCAUUCCUGAAUUGUAGACUUUUUUCAGAGGUGCCUACUGUCCAAUUACACCCCUUGUCCCAUGAUGGCACAUGGCUGAAGUUUGCAAAAGACAAGUACAUCAUAUUCUGGAAGUUAUUCUGUGAAACAAUUCUUAUGAAAACUUAUGAAUUUUGGUUGUUUAUAAACAUUAUGAUGUGAUACUUUUAAUGUUGAUUUGUUAAUACUGAGAACUAUGAAGCCAAUGAACUGCUUAUUUCUGGUCUAAAACACUGCUUAGAAAUCUAGUCUUUCAAAUAAGUAACAAAGAGAAGGAUUACUUUAAACAUAAGGAUAUUUAACCUCUACUCUUUAAAUAUUUGCCAAUUUAGAAACCCAUUUUUUCCCCUUUUUGGAGACUGUUGUUCUGUGCCCUAUUGGUAUCUUACACGAUUUCAUCAGUCAUCCUAUUUAGCUGCCAGUAGAUUCAGUGUCACAUUUAUUACACUGGUUUUGUCACUUCCUGUGGUCAGUCUGUGAAAUUCUAUCUGAAGCUCUUGGUUUUUUCCCAUAUCAGGGCCUUGUCCUCUUGCAGUUCUUCACACAGUGUUUGCACAUAAUGGAUGUUGGUCAAAAAUAUACUGGAACUAUAUUUUGGUACAUGGAGCUCGACUCACUGUUUUGACUUGCAAGUUACAGGAGGGGUAUCAGUUGGUUAAUAGGAAGAAGAUCAGACUGAAACAACAUUAUCACUUAACUGUUACUGGUAUUUAAAUUUGGGACCAGGAAAAAAAAAAUUACAUUUUCCUGUAAUGUUCUCUGCUGUAGGAACAUGUUUGGAAACAAAUGCUAAAUCUGUGAGCUUUUAUAAGACAUAAACAGAAAUAUUGGGUGCCUUUGUUUGUAAACCAAAAAUAAACAAAUCCCUUGAAAGUGUU